Juglans regia (Persian walnut) is the source of this 1146-nucleotide messenger RNA. RefSeq lists its product as uncharacterized. The transcript has 3 exons. NCBI's taxonomy places the organism in Eukaryota, Viridiplantae, Streptophyta, Magnoliopsida, Fagales, Juglandaceae. The record is from RefSeq and is a predicted model, not a curated record. The coding region runs from base 1 to 1146 and encodes 381 amino acids.
AUGGAUGAGGUUCCCACAUUCGAAGAUGUCACUGGGAUCCAAGGUUCUUCGGAGGCUAAUAUGUAUAUGGAACUAGACCCCACUAAAAAAAUCCUGGUACAUGCUGCACAACAAAGUCCUUUGAUCCCCUUCACUGGGACUCGUGAAGUAUUGGACACUCAUGAGGCAAGCCAAAGAAGAAAGAACAAUACUAUCAAGUGUGUAGAGGAUCCACAGGGAAGAGAGGUUACUGAACAGGCAGCAAUUGGUGAUGUUCAUUGGCUUUUUCUCCUCCCUUUUUACUACUUCUCUACCUACCAAUCUCAAGGAAUGUAUAUCAACAAUGGAUACCACACUGCUGUGGAGAUGAAAGAUUGGAUCAUGCACCCCUUCACCCGAGAGGAAGUUAAAACUGUUGUAUUCCAAAUGAACCCCUUAGGUUUACUUGGCCCUAAUGGAUUCUCAGCUCAAUUCUACCAGCAACACUGGGAGGUGGUGGGUGAGGAAGUGAGCAAUUAUGCCCUCCAAGUCCUCAAUCAAGGUGGCUCCUUAACUGAGAGUGCAUUUGUACCUGGAAGGGUUAUCACAAAUAAUAUAUUAGUUGCAUACGAGGUCCUCCACUCUAUGGAUUCAAGAAUGAAAGGAAAGAGAGGAUUCAUGGCUUUGAAACUUAAUAUGAGCAAGGCCUAUGAUAUGGUCGAAUGGAGUUUUGUGGAAGCAGUUAUGAUUAAGAUGGAAUUUCCACCUCAAUGGAUCAAUCUGAUCCAAACCUAUCUCACCUCAGUUUCUUACUCAAUCCUUGUUAAUGGUGAGCCUCAAAAGAAGUUUUUGCCUUCUAGCCCAAUAGGGAGGGGUCCAAUCACUGUGAAUCACUUCUUCUUUGUAGAUGAUAGCCUUCUUUUCUGUCAAGCUAAUACUGAGCAACUCUCUUGUGUUUUUAACAUCCUUGCCUUGUAUGAAAAGGCCUUGGGACAAGCAUUGAACAAAGAAGAAUCUUCCAUCUUCUUUAGUAAAAAUACUAAGCAGGCUACACAACAACAAAUCCUGGAGAUGGCAAGAGUAACACCAUCUGGAUCUUUUGAGAGGUACUUGGGGCUUCCUGUUUUGGUGGGCAGAGCCAAAAUAGCUGCUUCCAUUCUCUCCUUGAUAGAACUUGGACUCGAGUGA